AUGGCUCCCACUCCACUGUACACACCGCAGGAAGUCCCGCGGAUCAAAAACGCAAAGCGUCUGACCACUACCCGCACCAAGCAGCUGGUGCGCGCGGCCGAGCGCGAACACGACGAUCCACCACCGCCUCCGGAUCUGGGCGACUGUUGUGGGAGCUCGUGCGACCCAUGCGUAACUGAUCUCUGGAAGGAAGAAUUGGCAUGUUGGAGGGAGCGAUGGGGCAACGGUGCCAUUGAGACUAAAGCGAAGAAGAAAGAGAAGAUGCCGGGGAGUUUUGACUGGCGGUGCCAGCGACAAGGACGAGCUUAA
Molecule: messenger RNA, 309 nt
Organism: Aspergillus tanneri
Lineage: Eukaryota; Fungi; Ascomycota; Eurotiomycetes; Eurotiales; Aspergillaceae
Exons: 2
Coding region: 1-309 (102 amino acids)
Source: RefSeq, a predicted model, not a curated record